Cajanus cajan (pigeon pea) is the source of this 1828-nucleotide messenger RNA. RefSeq lists its product as uncharacterized. Gene Ontology annotation, molecular function: protein binding; DNA-binding transcription factor activity. NCBI's taxonomy places the organism in Eukaryota, Viridiplantae, Streptophyta, Magnoliopsida, Fabales, Fabaceae. The record is from RefSeq and is a predicted model, not a curated record. Gene Ontology annotation, biological process: regulation of flower development. Gene Ontology annotation, cellular component: nucleus.
AUCAUCUUAGCUAACACAACUCUCUCUCUCUCUUCCUACUACUUUCUUUUUUUGCCCCUUCUCUUUUCUCUUUUUCUUUUUUAAAAUAUCAACCCCUUUGGGCCUAAUUAAUUCCCUAAACAUACAUACAUACAUGCAUUGUUUUUAGUCACCUUCGAGUUGAGGAACACAUGUUUGUCACCAUGCCCAAUUUCACUUCUUUCUAAGUGUGUGUGUCUACAUAGAUUUGUUUUACAUAUAUUUGAGGCUCCAAGAGGAUUGAUCACCACCACCAUGUUGCAGGAUGUUAUCCACCCCCCAACAUCGGCUGAGAAACUCCCCAUUGAUGAGAUUUCAAGCCCAAUUAGUGCUCGAAUUUUCGAACUUUGUGGCCCUGAAUUUUUCCCAGAGACACUGCAAAAUACUGAGGUUACCUCCAGCUCAAAUUGUUGCCAUGAAGAGAAGUCCUCAUAUGCCACAACCAUAUCACCACCUUUAGAAGUAGACAACAAUAAGAUCAGUAUCAAUAGCAAUAGCAACAUAGUCACCACCUCAUCUAGUACUAAUACAGCCAGCACCACGACUACCACCACCACCAACAUCGUCAACAACAAUAACAACAACAACGCAACAAAUAACAAUAACCUCUCUAUCUUCUUUGACUCUCAAGAUGACAUUGACAAUGACAUCUCAGCCUCCAUAGACUUCUCAUCCUCUCCAUCUUUUGUUGUUCCAUCACUUCUCCCAAUCACAACUCAGCAGGAGCAGUUUGAUUUCUCCACAGCUCAGCCACAGGUGCAGCUAUCAGCAGCAGGUUCAGUUUUGAAGGGCCUCUCUCAGUACCCUACUGACCCUGUGGUUGCACCCCUUAUGGGGGCUCCAUUACCAUCUGUAUUUGAUGAUGAUUGCAUAUCUUCCAUCCCUUCUUAUGUGCCUCUCAACCCUUCUUCUCCCUCUUGCUCUUAUCUCAAUCCUGGCAUAGGAGUGUACAUGCCUCCUGGUUCCCUCAACACUGCCUUAUCUGCUGACAGUUCUGGAUUGUUAUGUGGGAACAUUCUUCUGGGAUCUGAACUACAGGCACAAGACCUUGACUACCAGGGAGAAAAUGGUGGAAUAUAUUGCACAGAUUCAAUUCAGAGGGUGUUUAACCCACCAGACCUUCAGGCUCUUGGUACUGAGACUCAGAAACUUGUAACUGGGGCUGGGAGUUCUGCCACUUUGGCACCAGAAAUCUCACACUUGGAGGACUCUACCUUGAAGGUUGGAAAACUUUCUGUCGAGCAGAGGAAGGAAAAGAUUCACAGAUACAUGAAGAAGAGAAAUGAAAGAAAUUUCAGCAAGAAAAUCAAGUAUGCUUGCCGCAAAACUUUGGCAGAUAGCAGGCCCCGGGUAAGAGGAAGGUUUGCAAAGAAUGAUGACUUUGGAGAGAGCCAUAGACAAGGAAGUAGCAAUCAUGAAGAAGAUGAUGAAGAAAUAAUUGUGAAAGAAGAUGAGGAUAUGGUUGAUUCCUCAGAUAUCUUUGCCCAUAUCAGUGGGGUGAACUCAUUCAAAUGCAACUAUUCCAUCCAGUCCUUGAUUUGAGUUAAUUAAUUAAUAGUUUGACUAGUGGCUUAUCUAUAUUUAGCUUCUGUAGAUUAAUUUUGGCAGGGCUCUUUCCCUGGAUAUAUGGUUUGAGGAAGCUGAAUAAUUGGGGUCCAAGUAUUAUACCAAUAAGUGAACUGAGUUAGGAACAUACAGAUAUUAGAAUCUGUAUACAUUUUUGCAGAUAUUAUUAUCUUUUUCGUUGCUUUGUAAGUUGUAAUAGAACUUGAAGUUUAUUAUUAACCAAGAAAAAUUCCAGUUGUCCCCA